Molecule: messenger RNA, 864 nt
Organism: Alternaria alternata
Lineage: Eukaryota; Fungi; Ascomycota; Dothideomycetes; Pleosporales; Pleosporaceae
Exons: 2
Coding region: 1-864 (287 amino acids)
Source: RefSeq, a predicted model, not a curated record
AUGCAGCUCCGAAAAAUACCCUAUUCACUCGUCGCGGCCGAUACCGCCGCCAUACAAGCCAUCCAAGACUCGUCCAACCCAUCUUCUCGCUCCCAACGCUUCUCUACCGCGCAUCAUCGCCUCGACGAAAUCGCGCCUGUCGUGCCCUCAAACGCGCACUUCAUCCACGAAACACCACCCUGGAAACCAUACGGCUAUACACUUUGGCAUCCGCUCAUCGCCAAAUCGCAAAACUUAAGCGAACAUCAUGAAAUUCUCCUUCCCACCUUUCUUUAUGAGGACCUUCUGCGUUGUCACAGCGCUUGGGUAGCGACAAAUCGAAUUCACACGUCCCUUCUCGAUGAUGUCGUCGAAAUGCUGAAGUGUACGAAGUCAGGGAAGAAACUAGCAACACUGCUUGACGGUGAGAGGAAAUGGUUUAUUCGACUUGAUCAGAUGUCGCCAAAAGACUCUCCCAUGGGCGGCAAGUUGCCUAGCUCAACCAUCCACGAGGUCGUCACGAGAAUCUGUACCAGCAUGCGCGCGUAUGGCUGUCUGACUCGUGAAUUCGACGACGCGAAGACGGAAGACAGGGAGAUGCAGAUCAAGCUUGUGCUGAACCCUUGGAACGAGGGUAUGGAUCCUGACAAAGAGUUUCGAGUUUUUGUGCCGCCACCUGCUGCGAAGAAUACAAGGAAACCACAUGCUACGGAGUAUGGUUUCAGUUUUGAUGUUACCUUACAGAGAAACGGGGGCGUACAGUUAGUGGAGCUCAACCCUUUCGGUGCGCUAUCAGGAUGUGGAGCUUGUCUUUUCAACUGGGUGUUAGAUGGGAGAGUGAUGUAUGGAUUAGAAGAGCCGCAGUUCAUCGUCACAUUAGACUAA